Molecule: messenger RNA, 860 nt
Organism: Bipolaris maydis ATCC 48331
Lineage: Eukaryota; Fungi; Ascomycota; Dothideomycetes; Pleosporales; Pleosporaceae
Source: RefSeq, a predicted model, not a curated record
AUGGCUCAGGAUUAUUCUCCCGCGCGAUCUGUGUGGAUUGAUCUAUGGCAAGAAAAGCCUGCCUUGUACAUCACACUGCAGUCUACUGCAAUCAUCAACAAUGCCCUUCUCUCUCUACUCCUUAUCGCCAUUUUCUCUGUAAUCUACGACGCGUUUCGCUUCUGGAUCAGCCGACGAACCCGCCAGACAUGCCAUUACCAGGUCGUUGAUGGUACAGUUGGGGAUCCAGCAACUAAACUCCUAGACAAACUUGUUCGCGACACCAGUGGCUCCCCUAUGAUUGUCGCUGCCAAAGCCACAUUCCAUUCUACACCCUUCGUCUGUGUGCAGUACAUGACUUCGCAGAGCAUCGUACAUGUAGCACGGUGGAUAGCGUCUACUUCCAUGACGAAUAAGAAUAUGAAGCGACGGUGUAGCCGCUUGCUCGACAGGGGGGUUGAAUGCUCUGCUGUACUUCACUACCACACUCCGCUAAACAUUGUAGCCGCCGUCAUUCUUCUAUGUAUCAUUCGGGGCUUUCAGCUACACGUCAAGUCGUCCAAGUGUCGGGCCCAAGACACCAACUACAGUCCAGGCUUUUUGAAGCUUCUUUCCACGUGUCGAUGUAUUGCGCAGAGGAUCCUCGCUUUGCAAAUCGCUGUUAUUCAUAUGUACACUCCUGUUUUGAGGGAGACGCCAUGGAGGUACAUGAAACUGCUAGUUGUUCAGGCGUCUGCUUCAUGGGCCAUCUUUGUUACAGGGAAUUUGAUCUGUUUGCUUGCUGCACUACCCGAUUUCCAAGGCACUAUGGAGGUACUAGAAGAGUCAGGAAUCACAGGUAGUCGAGGAUGAGAAGAUGGGGUCAUCUGUCGUGAAAGCUU